AUGCCGAUAUAUUUAAACAUCACAGAUGACGCUACAGGACAAACAAACCUUCCAAUCAAUUUCAACAACUUCAACUUUGAAUCGGAAUUAGUACCAGACACUGAUGAUAUUAAUAAAUCUAUUAUUGAAAACAACGUUGACUCUAUCAAAAACGAAACUGACGAUCAUCGUAAAGCUGCUAAUUUUGAAUAUGAACUAGGUUCAAGCGAUGGCGAUUUAUACAACAAUGAUGGUGUUACGAACGCAAUAACAUCACAAGAGACCCGUGGCAACAUUUAUAUGGCCAAUAUUGGCCCCAAUAAUAAUGAACAUUGCAAUGUUGAUAAAAUUGAAACAAUAAUCAAAAAAUUUCAUCAUCAGAUACUAUUUUGUCAAUCAGUUAAUGAUGAUAAUAAUGUGAAUAAUCAACAGACUUCCCAUGACCAAGCUAACGAUGAUGACGAAAGUUGGUUAAGAAGGGCAGUUGAAUUUGAGGUUAGAGCAGGUUGCAAUUUAGAUAACGACGAAGAAAACUGGUUGAAAAGGAAAGUUGAAUUUGAGGCUGAGUUAAAGAGAUUGAAUUAUAAUUUAGAUAAUGAUUUAGAUAAUGAUGGUACCAUUAUUCCUAUCGAAUCUCCUACAAGUCUAGAUAGUGCAUAA
Messenger RNA from Entrophospora candida, 639 nucleotides. The record is from the annotation of a GenBank genome assembly. Lineage: Eukaryota; Fungi; Glomeromycota; Glomeromycetes; Entrophosporales; Entrophosporaceae.